Molecule: messenger RNA, 7835 nt
Organism: Salvelinus sp. IW2-2015
Lineage: Eukaryota; Metazoa; Chordata; Actinopteri; Salmoniformes; Salmonidae
Product: plexin-A2-like
Biological process (GO): positive regulation of axonogenesis; regulation of cell migration; negative regulation of cell adhesion
Cellular component (GO): plasma membrane; semaphorin receptor complex
Molecular function (GO): semaphorin receptor activity; protein binding
Source: RefSeq, a predicted model, not a curated record
UGAACAGCACACUGUACGUGAGAUGCAAGUGAACUGAUGAGAGUCCUAUCUUGAAGCCUACCACCGGCAUUGAAACACCGAAUUGAAACGUGAACGAGUCUUUUGAAAUGUGGCAACGAGAAAAUUAUUGAUGUUGAAUUAGGGAUGCGAGUUUAGAACACAUGUAGGGCUAAAUUUCCAUUAAUAAAAUGAGAGAUCAGAUAACUGUUCCAGCCUGAUAAAUGAGAAUGAUAAUCGCAUCCUGAUUGUUUUUUUGUCGGCAUAUGGACAUAGCGCGCUUCACAGCUGACGGUGCCAUUGUGGGACAUUUUCCAACACCAAAGGAAGGACACUACAUUCAGCAGGUUCUUUAUUCAUUUAGCACACCAGACACAUCAUGACUGUGCCUUUUUACAUUUCAAGGAUGAUGUGAAGACCAUUGUUGAGGAUAUCAACUAGAGUGCAGCCUGACUGAGUACAGCCUUGUUCAUUCCUGCCCUACAGCACUAGACAUUUUGUCUGGACUUGCUAUCUCUUAGAAGCCCUAUGGGGAUGGGGACCUGUUUGGAUAUAGGAUGCACUUACUGCGGCCGUACUAAGGAGCAGUCAUGGGCCCUGACGUGGUGGCUGUUGGUCCUGAUGUCUAUCUCCCUAGCAAUGGGCCAAGGUCAUUCCGUCAACACUUUCCAGUCAGAGAGGAGAGAGUGGACCCUGAACCACCUGACAGUGCACAAGACCACUGGUGUUCUCUAUGUUGGUGCUGUGAACCGGAUCUACAAGCUGUCUGCCAACCUGACACUUCUGAUCUCCCACGACACAGGUCCUGAGUACGACAACAACGCCUGCUACCCUCCUCUUAUAGUGCAGCCCUGCUCAGAGCCCUUAGCAUCCACUGACAACAUUAACAAACUGCUGCUCAUAGACUACUCCCACAACCGCCUGCUGGCCUGUGGCAGCCUCUACCAGGGAGUCUGCAAGCUGAUGCGACAGGACGACCUGUUUAUCCUGGUAGAGCCCACUCACAAGAAAGAGCAUUACCUCUCCAGUGUCAACCAGACAGGCACCAUGUAUGGUGUCAUCGUGCCCUCCUCGCAGGGCCAGGACGGCACCCUUUUCAUCGGCACAGCCGUGGGUGGGAAGCAGGACUAUUUCCCCACCAUCUCCAGCCGUAAGCUGCCCCGCGACCCAGAGUCCUCUGCCAUGCUGGACUACGAGCUCCACACAGACUUUGUCUCCUCUCUCAUUAAGAUCCCCUCUGACACGCUAGCUCUGGUCCCGCGCUUUGACAUCUACUACAUCUACGGCUUUGCCAGCGGGAACUUUGUCUACUUCCUGACCGUGCAGCCAGAGACCCCAGAGAAUGGGAUGCCAGCUGGCAGUUCCCCUGGUGACCUGUUCUACACAACCCGCAUCAUACGCCUCUGCAAAGGGGACACAAAGUUCCACUCGUAUGUGUCUUUGCCAGUGGGCUGUGUACACAAGGGAGAGGAGUAUCGCCUCCUACAGGCCGCCCACCUGUCUAAGGCAGGGAAGGUAUUGGCCAGGUCCUUCAACAUCAGUGCCCAGGAUGACAUCCUCUUUGCUGUGUUCACCAAGGGUCAGAAGCAGUACCACAAGCCUCUGGACAACUCCGCCCUGUGUWUCUUUACCAUCCGAGACGUCAACGCCCGCAUCAAAGAGCGCCUGCAGUCCUGCUACCAGGGAGAGGGCAACCUGGAAUUGCACUGGCUGCUGGGAAAGGACGUGCAGUGCACCAAGGCGCCUGUGCCYAUCGAUGAUCACUUCUGUGGGCUGGAUAUCAACCAGCCCCUUGGGGGCUCCCAGCUGGUAGCUGGCCUGACGGUGUAUACUGAGACCAGGGACAGGCUGACCUCUGUCAUCUCCUACGUCUAUAAUGGCUACAGCGUGGCUUUUAUCGGAACCAGGAGUGGCAGACUGAAGAAGGUCCGAGUGGAUGGGCCUCCUGAGGGCGGGGGGCAGUAUGAGACCCUGACCGUGAUGACAGAAGGUAGUCCUAUCCUCCGAGACAUGGCCUUCUCUCUGGACCGCAACUCUCUCUACAUCAUGUCUGACAAUCAGGUGACCCAGGUCCCAGUGGAGGCCUGUGAGCAGUAUGGAACCUGCGGAGAGUGUCUGAGCUCUGAGGAUCCUCACUGCGGCUGGUGUGUCCUGCUCAACAUGUGUGCCAGAAGAGACCAAUGCCAGAGAGCAGAGGAGCCCUUCCGGUUCGCCACUGAUAUCGAACGUUGUGUGAAAGUUAUCGCUCACCCAGACAGCAUUGCCGUGUCAGCACACAGUGUGCCUCUCCUACUGGAGGUGAGCAAUGUACCUGACCUCUCAACUGGGAUCACCUGUUUAUUUGGARAGCAGACCGAGGUGGAGGGCCAUGUCAAUGGCAACAGAGUCAUGUGCCUGUCCCCAUCUGGCAAAGAGGUCCCACACAUACCUGAAGGACAAGACUGGUUGGGUGUUGCGCUGCGUCUGAACUCUAAGGAGACAGGUCAAAUGCUGGGCAGUACAGAGGUCAAGUUCUAUAACUGCAGCGUGCAUCAAACGUGUCUGUCCUGUGUGAACAGUACCUUCCGCUGCCACUGGUGUAAAUAUCGCAACCUGUGUACCCACAAUCCCUUCAGUUGCUCCUUUCAGGAGGGCCGGGUCAACGCCUCAGAGGACUGCCCCCAGCUGCUGCACUCUGGGGAGAUCCUGAUCCCAGCAGGGGAGGUGAGACCCAUCACCCUGAGGGCCCGGAACCUUCCACAGCCCCAGUCUGGCCAGCGGGGGUACGAGUGUGUGCUCUACGUUCAGGGAACCAACCACCGUGUCACCGCCCUGCGCUUCAACAGCUCCAGUGUGCAGUGCCAGAACAGCUCGUACAUAUAUGAGGGUGUGAGGAUCAGUGACCUGGCAGUGGACCUCUCCAUCAUUUGGAAUGGCAAUUUCAUCAUCGACAAUCCAGAUAAGAUUAAAGUGCACCUGUAUAAGUGUGGUGCCCAGCGGGACAGCUGUGGCAUGUGUCUGCGGGCUGAGAGGAAGUUCCAGUGUGGCUGGUGCAGUGGAGAAGGCCGUUGCACCAUGAGGCAGCACUGCCUGCCCAUCAGCCCCUACGCCAGCCGCUGGCUCGACGUGUCCACCAGGAACGUUAAGUGUACCAACCCACGCAUAACUGAGGUGAGCCCAGUGGCAGGGCCUCCAGAGGGGGGAACACUGGUCACCAUCCAGGGCCUGAACUUGGGCCUGUCCUUCUCUGAGCUGGUGGGCAACGUGGAGGUGGCAGGGGUUCAGUGUACCCCACAGGAAGAGGGCUACAUCACUGCAGAACAGAUUGUGUGUAAAAUGGCCUCUACGUCUCAGGGAAGUGCACCUGGUCCAGUCCAGCUGUGUGUUGGUGAAUGUAGACCAGAACUACGAACUCAGUCCUCCCAGCUCUACUCCUUUGAGACUCCUACCAUGGUGGGACUGACCCCUGGCCGAGGGCCUGAGUCUGGGGGCACUAAGGUCACCAUCGUGGGGGAGAACCUGGGUGCUGGGAGCAGUGUGAACGUUACCUUUGGAAACCAGACUUGUGAGCUGUACAGGCGGACCAUGUCGGAGAUCGUGUGUUUCUCGGCACCCUCUGUGAYGGGCGCCACCCUGGUGCAGGUCAGCCUCAGUGUAGAUCUGGCCAUGGUGCAAGGAAGCCUGGGCUUUGAGUACAUCGAGGAUCCCACAGUCCAGCGCAUCGAGCCAGAGUGGAGCAUCACUAGUGGACACACUACCCUGAUGGUGACCGGGACCAACCUGGAUGUGGUGCAGGAGCCGAGGGUCAGGGUCAAGUACGCCGGCCACGAGUCUGUCAACGUGUGUAAGGUGCUCAACACCACCACGAUAAUCUGCUUCGCUCCCUCCCUGAAGGCAGAGUACACACUGGAGCAGGAGUCAGUGAAACACGURGAAGARUUUGGUUUUGUUUUCAACAAUGUGCAGGCCCUGCUCACCUACAACAGUACAAGCUUCAUCUACUACCCCAACCCUUACCUGGAGCCCCUCAGCUUGUCUGGGGUGCUGGAGCAGAAACCUGGUUCCCCCAUCAUACUCAAGGGGCGCAACCUGGUGCCCUCAGCAUCUGGAGGGGCCAGGCUGAACUACACCGUGCUGAUYGGGGACACACCCUGCUCCCUCACCGUCUCUGACACACAGCUCCUCUGUGAGCCCCCAAACCUCACAGGCCAGCACAAAGUCAUGGUCCAGGUGGGUGGUCUCCACAUCUCUCCUGGUGCAGUCCACUUCCGCUCAGACAGCCUGCUCACCCUCCCCGCCAUCUUCAGCAUCACGGCUGGAGGAGGCCUGCUGCUCAUCAUCGUCUUCAUUGUUCUAUUGGCCUACAGACGAAAGUCGCACGAGAAUGACCUCACUCUCAAACGCCUGCAGAUGCAGAUGGACACCCUGGAGUCUCGGGUGGCUCUGGAGUGCAAGGAAGCGUUCGCUGAGCUGCAGACUGACAUCAACGAGCUGACCAGUGACCUAGACAGGGCUGGGAUCCCCCACCUGGACUACCGCACCUAUACCAUGAGGGUCCUCUUCCCUGGCAUUGAUGACCAUCCUGUACUCAGGGAGCUGGAGGUGUCUGGAAGCGGGCAGCAGGGUAUGGAGAAGGCCCUGAAGCAGUUUGCCCAGCUGGUGAAUAACAAGGUGUUCCUGCUGACCUUUAUCCGUACUCUGGAGCUCCAGCGCUCCUUCUCCAUGCGUGACCGYGGCUACGUGGCCUCGCUCAUCAUGACCGCGCUGCAGGGCCGUCUGGAGUACGCCACCGACGUGCUCAAACACCUCCUCUCUGACCUCAUCGAGCGCAACCUGGAGAGCAAGAACCACCCCAAACUACUGCUGCGCAGAACUGAGUCAGUUGCAGAGAAGAUGCUGACAAAUUGGUUUGCCUUUCUACUUCACAAAUUCCUUAAGGAAUGUGCAGGUGAGCCUCUCUUCAUGCUGUACUGUGCCAUCAAGCAGCAGAUGGAGAAGGGACCUAUAGACUGCAUCACCGGGGAGGCGCGCUACUCCCUCAGUGAAGACAAACUCAUCCGCCAACAGAUUGAAUACAAGACCCUGACUCUGAGCUGUGUAAACCCAGACAAUGAGAACAGCCCUGAGAUCCCUGUCAAGGCGCUCAAUUGUGACACCAUCACCCAGGUGAAGGAGAAGAUUCUGGAUGCUGUCUGUAGGAACAUGCACUUCUCCCAGAGGCCCCGCGCUGCAGACAUGGACCUAGAAUGGCGCCAGGGGAGGACGGCACGUGUGGUCCUGCAGGAUGAAGACAUCACCACUAAGAUUGAAGGCGAUUGGAAAAGACUCAACACCCUCAUGCACUACCAGGUAUCAGACCGCUGUGUGGUGGCCCUGGUGCCCAAGCAGAUGUCCUCUUACAACCUGCCCUCCUCAGCCAGCUUCCCACGCAGCAUUAGCCGAUACGAUGUACCAUUCCGCUCCAACCCCACCAGCCCUGACAGCCCUCACUCCCGCAUGCCCAUGCUCACCCCGGACAUGGAGAGCGGGGUGAAGGUGUGGCACCUGGUCAAGAACCACGACCACGGGGACCAGAAGGAGGGCGAACGCGGCUCCAAGAUGGUGUCAGAGAUCUACCUGACCAGGCUACUGGCUACUAAGGGUACACUGCAGAAGUUUGUGGAUGACCUGUUUGAGACGUUGUUCAGCACUGUGUGCCGGGGCAGUGCUCUUCCGCUCGCCAUCAAGUACAUGUUUGACUUCUUGGACGAGCAGGCUGACAAGCACGGCAUCCAUGACAUGGAUGUUCGCCACACAUGGAAAAGCAACUGCCUGCCUCUGCGCUUCUGGGUGAACGUGAUCAAGAACCCGCAGUUUGUGUUUGACAUCCAUAAAAGCAGCAUCACAGACGCCUGUCUGUCUGUGGUGGCCCAGACCUUCAUGGACUCCUGCUCUACCUCAGAGCAUCGCCUGGGCAAGGACUCCCCCUCCACCAAGCUACUCUACGCCAAGGACAUCCCCAACUACAAGAGCUGGGUGGAGAGGUACUACGCGGACAUAAACCGCCUACCUGCCAUCAGUGACCAGGACAUGAAUGCCUACCUGGCCGAGCAGGCCCGUCUUCACUCCAAUGAGUUCAAUGUGCUGUGUGCCCUGCACGAGAUGUAUGCCUACGUCAGCAAGUACAGCCAAGAGAUCAUUGAGGCCCUGGAGCAGGAUGAGCAGGCCCAGAAGCAAAGGCUGGCCUACAAGGUGGAGCAGAUCAUCGCAGCCAUGUCUGUGGAGAGCUGAGACAGACAUACAGAUGUGUGUACUCAGAGACACACUGACAUGACAAGGCCCAGGACACAGGCCACAAGCUGUCAGCAGAGCAAGCACACCCAAAAGCCACAGGUGAAGUGAACUACAGAUUAAUUCAGCCUGAGUGCUCAACAAGGGAAGAACAUGGAUAGACAAGCAAAUUCACCAAGCACUGCUGUUCUCUUUCUGUUGGCUGCAAUGAGACCACAUGUGGAGGCAAAGACAAAAUAACUUUCUGUUUUUACUACAAAAACAAAAUACAUUUAUCUAAGUAUGAACUAAUGACAUACAUAUGAUAGCCUUGGCCUUGGACUGACAUUUCCACUUCAGUGGACAAGUCUAAUAAGCCUUUAUGAAACCGUAUGAAGGCUCUAUGAAAGUUAGAAUUUACUCUGAGAUUGGAUGGCAGUAAAAUGUUAUCCUGAACCUCCAUGUCAUCCAAGGUAGCAUCAUUCUUUGGGGGGGGGGGCUACCUCUCUGCCUGACACUCAGCUUUCCAGACACACAACACUAUUAUUACAGGUUGAGGGUUCAAUUCCAUUUUUGCAUACUUUGGGCUGGAUCCAAUCAAAUCUGCCUUAGCAAUGGUUACACAGUUACACUGCCUACUGCCUGUGUAAACAUGUGCCUAAAUCUGGACACUGGGUGCAUGGCGAGGGGAGGUCAUCUGGUGCCCAAAAUCUUUCUGUGAAUCUAUUUAUGCUAUUGUGUAAAUACUGCAGUGCAAAUUUGAUUGAAUUAAGCCAUCAGMAUUCCAUAUAUUAUAAAUAGAACACAUCUAUAUAGAAAGCCAUUACAAAUAUAUMAUUUAUUUAAAAUGAUCACUUCAGUUUGUUGACCUCUUAGUGCCAAAAGCUUAUCAUACUAGGCAUAAAUGCCAUGUAGACAAAGUAGGAAUUAUAUAUAAAAUCGUUGAAUAAGGUGGUCUUACGUUAAGUUAUUAAGGCACUCUGGGGAUGACAGACAUGAGGGAAGUGAGGGAAGAACUAGAUUAGCAGUGACCCAAAGUAGCCAAAUGGAGCUUUGGGAAUCAUUCCAUAGAGCUGGAAGAUUCAUGACAGCUAACUACUUCCUGUGGGCCAGAUCAUUUUCAUCCUGRUUAAUGAGACUUCUCAGCCAUCAGUCAUUGUUUACACUGAACAUGAUACUUGAAUUACAGUAGUUCUUUGUGUUAUAUUUUCGGAGAAUCCUCAGGCUUCCACGUAGCAUGCUUUUAAAGGUGGACACUCAAGAUUCCUGUUGCAUCAAGUAGUCUGUAUCAUUCUUUUAAAUGUCCCAUUCAUGUUUUUACAGAAUGCAAUCAACAUGACAGAAUAGCCAUUUCAAUGGUUUGAUUUUCACAUAUUCAAAUUACUGCAUUCAUUGAGUGCAAUCUUAAAGAUGGUCAUUAUAAAACUGGACACUCCAGAGGAUUGCUUUAAUCCAGGGUUUGUGUUUAUCUUUAUCUGCAUUGAAGACAUUUAUUACACUCCUGAUGAUUUCUCCAUUAUUCUACAGUCAUUGUAAAAGAGUAAAAAAAACUAAGAGGUUAAAGAAAAGAAGAAAAAAAACUGUCAUGUCCUGUUUGUGUAAAAAAAGAA